Molecule: messenger RNA, 3994 nt
Organism: Cuscuta epithymum
Lineage: Eukaryota; Viridiplantae; Streptophyta; Magnoliopsida; Solanales; Convolvulaceae
Source: the annotation of a GenBank genome assembly
CUUGGAUAGCCUUUGAAGUCUAUUAUCUCAAUUGAGUGGUCUUUGUUCGAGGAGAGAAGGAUUAUCUUGCAAAAAUCGAGCUGGAACGAGCAAAGGUCUGUGAACUCGAGCUGUGAGAGUGCUGAGACUGUUUGGUCGAUAUCUCGAGUUUUACAAGUCAAAUUAAGGCGUGUGAGAUACCCACAGAAAGCUCUCAAGACGAGGAAUCCGUGAAGGUCUGGUUUGCAGGAAUCGGAGUUGUGGAAGGCUUCCAAAUCGUCCGAGCAAAACACAACCUCGCAGGAGAGGAUUUAAUCUUCUAAAGAAUCGAGUUAGCCGGAAAACACCCGUUCUAGGGGCUGUUUUCAUAUCAACGAUUAAGGGUUGAACUAGCACUUUGAGGAGGCUGUUUAACACUCAUAUUUGAGCAAGGAAUCAGUCCCAAAUCCACCUUGACCAAAGAUUUGACCAUUGGACCAAGAAGGGAAAGUUUAAAGCUCAAUUGAGGUUGAGGCUAGAGCUUGUUUCCUGUGCUCGUUGAUCGAGUGAUUCCUUGGAGAGAAGACUUGAAAUGGACCGUGGUGGCAAGGUAACUAGGAGGAACCCUUUGGGCCGUGCACCCGAGGAGACUGGGCAAGGCAGUCGUAGGACCUCUAGGGCAUCUGGAGGAGCGGGCCGUGGAGGCCAAUCACGGACCGUGAGUGACGGUCAUGUGAGCACCGAAAGUGACAGCUACUGGUCCUAUGAGGACUCGACCUAUCGGCCGGAAACAGAGCCGGUUGAAACCCCUUAUGAAGGGGAUGAUGAUGAUGUAAGUGAUGAGGAGGACAACGGCUCCUUAGCGCGGAUUGAGGCACUACUCCAACAAUAUCACCGUGAGCGUGAAGAGAGGAGGGAACGCCGAAGGCGCCGGGCUGGGCAACCUUCGGGCAUGGCUUCACGAGGAGGAAGUCAUGGUGCAUCUAGAGUCCAUGUGGAACCACGUGGAGGCCAAAAUGAUGGAGGUCCAACCAUAAGGAUCUCCAAAUACAUCAAAGAAGCAAGAGAUUUGGGGUGCAAACCCUUUGAUGGAGCAGGGGACAUUUCAGUGGCAGCACAAUGGAUCAAGAGGCUAAAUGAAGCGGCCCUUGACAUGCAAAUCGCGCCGAAUCUCAAACUGAGAAUUGCGGUAAGAUUGCUCGAGGGGAUGGCAUCCAAGUGGUGGGAUGGAACCAAGAACAAGUACGGUGAGACCGUCGUUUGGGAGGACUUCCAACGGGAGUUCUUUGCCCAAUACUAUUCUGAUUUCGAGGUGAAUAAGAAGGUGAGGGAAUACACCCUCCUAACCCAAGGGGGUAACAUGUCAGUGAAGGAGCUUGAGUACAAGUUCCGGGAUCUCGCCGACUACAUACCGGAGUAUGCUUGUGACGAGAACCGCAUGGUGAACCACUUUUGGGACGCCCUUGACUUGGAGAUACGUGAUAGGGCAACACAAUUGCCAAAUAUGACCUUCGCCCAAGUGGUUGACCAAGCGUUGAAGGGGGAGAAACAGUGGGAGGAGAGGAAGAAGAGAGACGCCGAGGAGGCGAAAAAGAGAAAAUGGGAGAGUCAUGGCUCCCAAGGUCCCAACAAAAAGGGGAACCAUGGAGGAGGAUCUUUCCGGGCACCGCCGCCACCGUCUAGGGGGAAUCAAGGCCCGAGUGGGCAAGGCUCGAGGUCACAAACCUCGGUGGUAACUCGUUGCAACAAUUGCAAGAGGAACCACUCCGGUAAAUGUCGCGACCCCCCUAGAUGCUUUCAAUGUGGGGAUGCCGGGCAUUUGAAGGCGCAUUGCCCACAAUUGGGUGGGACAAGGACAUCGGGACCGAGCAGUGGCCCGACGGGUACACGGAAUCAAACCGGAGCUUCUCAAGCGAGCCGGGGACAUGGGGGAGCGAGUGCGAGCAACGCGCCAUCCGUGAAUCAAGGAAGAACUCAAGCUAGAGUUUAUGCGAUGACGGAGGCGGAUGCUCGAGCCAACCCGGACUCGGUUGCAGGUUGAGGCUAGAGCUUGUUUCCUGUGCUCGUUGAUCGAGUGAUUCCUUGGAGAGAAGACUUGGUUCGUGCUUCCUCCAUUCUGUUUUUAAAUAAUAUUAAACUUGCUCAUGGAUAUUUUACUUUAGAGCCUGCGUGCUCAUGUUUGCCCUGUGUGGCCCUUUUGUUUUAAACAAUGUUUUCCGCUGCGUAUUCAAUUGUUUAUUAUGUAUGUUUAUGGAUGACUUAUGUGUGAAUGAUAUUCAUGACGCCUUGUAUAAUAUGAAUGUGUUGGACUGCGGUUGACUAUUCGUAUCGUACGGCGGGUUGUUGACGUGUCCGGGGAGGUCCGGGGCGUGACAUGAAUGAUGAUGAAUGAUGGAGCCUGAGGGUUGUUCUGAAUUCAUAAAGCUGUAUGCUGAGGCAUAUGUGAAUGAUGAUGAACUUAGGUUUGUUCUGAAUUCUUAAAACUGUUUGCCUAAUGUGUGAUUAUGCAUAUGUCAAUGCUGAUGGAGCCCCAAUGCCUUAUGUUUCAAUAUGCAUAUGAGAAAGGUAAAUGAAUGAUGAUGGAGGCAUGAAGCCUCAGUCUUAGCCCUGUUGUGUAUUCUGAAAGGUAAAGUGUGGAAGGUAAACAUUUGAAGCCUCUAUUAUUUGUUGCAUAUUAAAGAAGCUACCUCUGUGACUCUAACACUUAAAGGAGUAGUAAGAGUCAAUUGGUUCUUCUUAGUCUGUAGGGAAGAAUUAAGCCUACUGCUUAACUUCUUCUGUAAAUCAGCUUGCUGAUUGUUCCAGACUGCAUCCUUAUGAACUUAAAGAAUAAAAAUUUGACCCUCAUACAUCUGUGUUUUGAUAAAUUGUGAAAGCUUAAUGGUGGAAGCCUAAUCUACCUCUGUGUACUUAAUUACUUAUUUACUAAUAUAGAUGGAUGGUCAAGAUUGUGUUACCAUGCCUGUAUCUGGUGAACCUCCUCUAAGCCAGGAACCUGCAGUGGAAGCUCCCAUUGUAGAGAAUACUGAUACCACUCAACAAACUGAUAUACCUGCUGUUUCUGGCCAAAAGAGGAAACCGGUUGAAUCCAGGUCCAAGAGAGGCUGGAAACAGAUUUAAUUAAUGGGACAUGUGCUGCUACUGAAAAUGCUUCUGGAUCUUCUGUGGAUCCUUCACCACUGACCUUAAUGGUUUGCUUAUUUAUUACAAGUUUUACUUUUAAAAGCCCUAUUCAGUGUUGGAAUUAACAAAAUGUGUUGGAAGUCUUGGUGUUGGAUGUCUUCCACUGACCACAACCCCUAUUCAGUUUCUGGUGAAGCUCAUUUGCCCCUUUCUUUUCCAGUACAAUUGAACUGCUUCUUCAUUUAAAUUUGUCUGUUGUGAUAUAUUCUGGUAAAUCUGGUUCUUCCCAUUUUGGUUAUGAUGAAAGCUUCCACCAUAUACUGAAAUAAGAUUGGGUUGGUAUUAAAUGUGGUUGGUGGUAAUUUGGAUUUGGCCUCCAAUGUAUCUUUACAUAAUGAGAUGACUUGAAACCUACCACUGUCCACUUUGGAUGCCCCCAAUCUAUUUUGAAUUGAUAAGAAGCAAUCUGAACCAAUAUUUAGUAACUUUGAGAGUUGUGAUUGUGCAUUUAUUCAUUGAUGAAAUUUGAUUUGUGAUUUAUAAAUGUGCAGGAUUAAAAUGUAAAAUCAAAUGUGUGGGACUUGAGUUAGUUGAGUACUUGUGGGGUUGUGGAAGUCUGAAAGAAUGGAAGAUGUCAUCUUAUGGUCUACUGAAAACUGGAAAAUCAUACCUUUGUACCUUUUUUUCCAGUUUUGUACUUUUGCUAUGCUCUGUAAACUUUGGAGAAAACUUUAUCUUUUUUUUUUUUGCUAAGUACUGUCUAAUUACUUAGUUAUUUUAUAUGCAUGGGAGCUUGGUUUGUAAUUACCUUUGUUUUGUAUUUCUAAUUUUUGCUAAGUACUGUCUAAGUACCGUCUAAUUCAAGAUGAACCAACUUUUAUUUUGUAUUUCUAAUUUUGUACUUGAAAAGUUA